Caenorhabditis sp. 36 PRJEB53466 is the source of this 1280-nucleotide messenger RNA. Lineage: Eukaryota; Metazoa; Nematoda; Chromadorea; Rhabditida; Rhabditidae. The record is from the annotation of a GenBank genome assembly.
AUGCUCAGCCACUGGUUCGAGAAAACGUUGUUAGGUGUGAAUAAUUCUGGGUCACUAGGCAACAGACCAACAGGCAUUCAGAUGUCAGAAAACUCCUUUCUUAGCCGUUUUUUCUCUUCUCUCGCUCUCAAAAUAUUGUGCUUCCAUUUCAUGCUCUUUCCAUCCUCUCUUCCCAAAUAUAUUCGAUUGAUUUUCUUUGCAGAACUGGCUGAAAAGAAACUUUGAUGGAAAGAAUACGACGACUGGUGAGUUGCAUUAUAAAAGAAACGGAAAAAAAGAAAACGCUUCCAGUAAAAUGACUGUCUUCAUCAAGACGAAAACGAACUGCUGCGGACGGUCAUGGUGCGUGCGGGAUCCGUGCGGAAUCAUGUGCGCCGUCGUCACGUGGAUGCUCGUCGCGUACGGACAGAUCUGCGUAUUUCUGGUCAUGCUCUAUUCGUGGGAAGAAUAUCCCUUCCACACUGCACUCAACUUUAUCAUUUUUGAAGGGUUCAGUGUGCUCGCCGUGAUCAGCCAUCUAAAGGUUUUUUUUUCAAAAUUUUGGAUUAUAUUAGACUUUUUUAGACGAUGACAACCGAUCCAGGCGCAGUUGCAAAAGGAGACGCGACGGAUGAAGUGCUCGAACGGAUCCAGUUGCUGAAUGGUCCGCCCGUCUACAAGUGCAACAAGUGCUCGAGCAUCAAGCCGGACCGAGCUCAUCACUGUUCGGUCUGUGAACGGUGUAUACGACGGAUGGACCACCACUGUCCGUGGGUGAACAACUGUGUCGGAGAAGGAAAUCAAAAGUUCUUCGUGUUAUUCACAGUACGUUUCCCUCUCUGCCAACACCAUUUGCCAUUUUCCUUCCAGAUGUACAUUGCCCUUUUAUCGUUGCACGCCCUGUACUGGGGCAUUUGGCAGUUUAUUCUGUGCGUUGGCGCCGAAUGGCAAAGGUGCUCUUCGUUGGCGCCGCCUGGAACAACACUCCUUCUCAUCUUCCUGCUUUUCGAAUCGAUUCUGUUCGCGAUAUUCACGGCAGUCAUGUUCGGAACGCAGAUCUCGUCAAUUUGCAACGAUGAGACUACAAUCGAGUCUAUGAAAAGGUACAUUGAUUCUGGUCGUUUUUCAUUCGAAAAAAGUUACUUUUCAGCCGGAAUUCUAUGAUGGACGAAGAAGAUCGAAAUCGAAACAAUUCAUGGAAGAACUUGCAAAUGGUGUUCGGAGGGCCGUUCGGAAUCCGCUGGUUCAAUCCGCUGGCGAAUCCAUUCAUCUCUAGGCCCACUUUCGAAUAUUCCGUCUGA